Molecule: messenger RNA, 2625 nt
Organism: Fusarium odoratissimum NRRL 54006
Lineage: Eukaryota; Fungi; Ascomycota; Sordariomycetes; Hypocreales; Nectriaceae
Exons: 4
Coding region: 154-1452 (432 amino acids)
Molecular function (GO): flavin adenine dinucleotide binding; sarcosine oxidase activity; saccharopine oxidase activity
Source: RefSeq, a predicted model, not a curated record
AUAAAGUUGCUGUUCGCACCCACGGGAGAUGAUAUGGCGCCAACAAGUCUCACUUUCCUAUACAACAAGAACAAGUAUAAGAGCCUAUCAUUUACACUUACCUUGAUGCAAAUUUGUUUCUCAGACUUCAAUUGACCACAGCGAGACUCAAUCAUGAUCAUCCCUUCUGUCCUCAUCAUAGGGGCCGGCAACUUUGGUGCUGCGACUGCGCUCUCACUCCGUAGAAAGGGCAAGGUUCAAGUUACCAUUGUCGACACGGCCUAUUUCCCCAAUCCUAGGGCCGCUUCUCACGACAUCAACAAGAUCGUCCGCGAUGACUAUCCGGACAGACUCUACAUGCGCCUGCUGAAGAAGGCUAUGCCCCUGUGGAGGCAAGACGAGUUAUACAAGACUUGGUAUCACGAGGUCGGCAUGCUUCGUGCUGACUCUACCUCGUUUGGUGAAGAGAGUAUCAAUUCUUACCGCGACAUGGGGAUCCCCAACAGGUCGGAGCUUCUGCCUGUCGAUGAAGUGCGCCGUCGUUGGAACGGUGCCUUUGAGACGGCUGAUUUCAAGGGCGUGGACAGGGUUCUCUGGAACCCUGACGUAGGGUUCGCGGAGGCGGACAAGGCUCUCGGCGCGGUGGUCCAGGCUGCGGUCGACCUCGGAGCCGAGUAUGUCGUUGGAGAAGUGACGAAACUCGACUUUGGGUCAGAGGGCCAAUGUAUUGGUGUUACACUCAAGGACGGCACGACGCUGCGAGCUGACAAGAUUCUUCUUGCUGCUGGAGCUCGAACAGCAUCUCUACUCGCGCAGAGCGCGCCUGAAAAGCCACUACUCCAUGCUGGUGAGAGACUGCUGGCUACAGGAGCCGUGAGUUUCUAUGCGAAGCUGUAUGGCGCGCAAAAAGACAAGUUCUCAACAAUUCCGGUGCUCAAGAAUUGCUUACCUCAGGUCAAGGGUGAGGGCAUGUCAAUCCUCAGCGACGGAACUAUCAAGUUCAACUGCGACCUAUGCUUUACCAACUAUCAAGUAUUCCCUCCAACCGGUGAGGCCAUGUCAGUUGCGCCUAGCCAGUCCAUGUAUAACACGUGGACGGGACCUCGAUUUCUCAAGUUCUUUGAGGACCGGGCGCGAAGGACGUUCAAUGGCCUAUAUGGCAAGGAAGUCGAAAACAUCAAGAUUGAGGCCUACCGAAUGUGUUGGGACGCAUCAACACCGACACAUGACUUCCUCAUAUCACCGCACCCGCAGAGCGACAGACUCUACAUCGCAACAGGAGGUUCCUUCCACGGAUGGAAGUUUCUACCUGUCAUUGGCGACUACGUCGUGGACAUGAUGCAGGGAACCCUUGACAGCGACUUGGCCGAUCGAUGGGCCUGGGACAAGAAGGGCGGCGAUGGCCAUUCGGCAAACCCAACAUACCAAAUCGUCGGGGACUUGCAAGACUGGACCCGUGGUUGGGCAAACUAGGAGACGAUAACAUUAGUCUCUCCUCCUCUUCGUCCCUGUCCUGACAGAAGCUGAGAAACGACAGCCAAGGCUAUGGCGUGGAACUCCUCCGAAUAAGUGUGGCAAGAUCGAGACCAAGAUCAAGCCAACCCAACCAACGGGGUCAGUGACAGCGCCAUUGACUGGGAUUCAGGCAGGGGCAGGGGUGGUAGCCAAGGGUUUUAGGGGUCGGUCAUUGUCACGACAUGGGUGAGACGAGCGAUGGAUUACCCCAUGUCUAGCAUUGGAUCGGCGCCUAACUUUGAAACCCCAGGCCAGACUUCAUUGUUUAUCCUACCAACGACAGACAGCGCAACGGUAUCACUAUCGCUAUCACUCUGCUCCGCUACGCUACGCUACGGCGCACGAUGGAUGGAUGCUCCAAGCUGAACCACCAACCUGGGAAUGACGGUUAAUGAUGAUGGGCACUAAAAGUUUGAGAGCUUGUUCUCUCCUCUCAGCGAUGGGCAUGGACCCCUGUUAUGUGGGCUUCCUGGUUCUCACUAGGUAUUUUGGCGUUGCUUUUUCCGGCUUCAGCAUGAGCAUGAGCAUGAAGGACGAAAAUCUCUUGGGAGAGAUGGAGUAUGUGGUUCUUCGCGAUAUCAAUGGGGUUCUUGUCUGUUUCCUUUUUCUGGUCUUUUUUCCCUGCUUAAUAUUACAUCACCUCAUUUUGAAUCUUCUUUUCUUUUUCUUUUUUAUCAUGCUGGAACCGACUAGAGAGGUAUCAUAACAUAUCAUAUUUUGCAUUUCUUUUUCCAUUUCUUUUCAGGUUCCUUUUUCCAACUUCUGUUGUAACACUCAAGUUCGAGUGUCAGAUUUCUCAUUCGUUCAUUUUGCACUUUAUUUAUUGCUUUCCUAGUCAUGUUAUGUCGUGGGUAUCAUGGUCAUUCACGGUCAGCAUUCUCAAACGCAUGGGUAUUUAAAACGGUGCCAAGAACUGAGCAAGAGAUUUAUCUGAUGAGCAUUAUUAGCAUUAAGAGGUUGUAAGGUUUUCAAUAACACAUGCAUGAUACAAGCACUUGGUUCCAAGCAUUUCGCUCGUCUCUCCCUCUCGCCGUCUCCCCGUCUCGGCUCGCCUUCCGGAUCCCGUUUCCAGAGUUUGUAGUGAUAUGUGACAGAGUCGCAAAAGGGUGAGACUAGACUAAAAGUCAGAGG